AUGACUCGGCAUCUCAUCGAACGACCAGCCCAGAUUUACUCCUCGUCUCUGGGUGGCUCAUUCAGGCCAUCCUACACCGACGACGACCUGCCUGUUGACCCCUCCAAGAAGACAACUCUCACCAUCAUCACAACCUCUCUUCUCAUUCCCGGCAACGGCGAACCCAUAAAAGAUGCAGCCCUCGUCAUAUCCUCGAAGCUCAUCGCCUGGGUCGGCCCGCAAUCGUCAAUCCCCAGGGAAUACACCGAAUCACCUCACAAGUCCUACUCGAUCCCAUACCUGAUGCCCGGUCUCUGGGACUGUCACGCUCACUUUAACGGAGGAUCCCCCAACGCAGGAUCGAGCAGCGACCCGUAUCAAGUCUUCAUCACCGAGCACCCCGCCGCAUCCGGCGCUCGUCUCACGCGCAUGUGCUGGCUGGCCCUGCAGAGAGGAUACACGUCCCUCCGCGAUGUGGCAGGCAUGGGCUGCGAGAUCUCCCGCGCCAUCGAGGACGGUACGAUCGUAGGACCCAACGUCUACAGCUCCGGUGCAUGUAUCAGUCAGCUGGCUGGCCACGGUGACGUCUUCUCUCUCCCAGCUGGAGACGUGCUGCUGAACCUGGGGUGUCGUCGCGCUGUUCGGUUGCAGAUUCGGCGAGGGGCAAAGUGCAUCAAGGUUAUGGCUUCCGGUGGUGUCAUGUCCCGCGACGAUAAUCCGCUCUAUGCACAGUUCAGUCCCGCGGAACUCGAAACCAUUGUGGAAGAGGCAAACAGACAGAAUCGCGUGGUCGCGGCGCAUGUCCACGGCAAACCCGGCAUCAUGGCCGCCAUCAAGGCCGGUGUCACAACGUUGGAGCACGUCUCCUUUGCUGACCGUGAGUGUAUCGAUCUCAUCAAGGAGAAGGGCAUCAUUUACAUCGCCACGCGUCUCGUCAUGGACUUGCUGCUCGGUACCGGAGGGAAGGGGAUACCUCCCACGGCGUGGGAAAAGGCAAAGCUAUGUGCCACGAAUCAUUUGGUGGCGUACAAGAUGGCCAUCGAGGCUGGUAUUCCGAUUGCCCUGGGUACAGAUACAGGACCCGGGUUCAAUAUGGCGAUGGAGUUGGAGGCGGCCGUGAAAGCCGGCAUGAGCAACCUGGAGGCUAUCAAGGCGGCAACAGCCAACGGGCCGCUCAGCGUGGGUGGGCAAGCGCCCAAGACGGGACAGCUGAAAGCUGGAUACGAGGCAGACGUUCUUGGGUUGUUGGAGAACCCAGUGCAAGACGUCAGGGUGCUACAAAAGAUUGAGAAUGUCGCAUGGGUCUGGAAAGGAGGUUCUCUCUUCAAGGGGCCUGGUAUUGGGCCUUGGGGUGAGGAUCCUAGUUCCUUUGACGAGUGGUCUGCGGCCACAUACAUUCGUUCAUAG
Molecule: messenger RNA, 1386 nt
Organism: Colletotrichum godetiae
Lineage: Eukaryota; Fungi; Ascomycota; Sordariomycetes; Glomerellales; Glomerellaceae
Product: amidohydrolase
Exons: 2
Coding region: 1-1386 (461 amino acids)
Molecular function (GO): hydrolase activity, acting on carbon-nitrogen (but not peptide) bonds
Source: RefSeq, a predicted model, not a curated record